AUGUACAAGUACGCGCUUGUUCUACUCAGUGCCGCCGCCCUGGUCUGCUGCGACGACGCGAGGAAGCAGAAACACGUCGACCCGUUCGCCGCUCUGGACCGGCACAUUAGCCACUCGCUCGCCUUCCACUACCUAUGGCCGUGGAGUCAGCUCAUGCGCGCCGCCGCCGCCCUAGAUGUCGAGGAGAGCCUAGAAGAGCCCAAGAUCGUCUCGGAGCCGGACCGCUUCCAGAUAAUCCUCAGCGUGAAGCGCUUCAAGCCGGACGAGUUAAAAGUGAAAGUGAAGAACCGCUACAUAAUAGUCGAGGGAAAGCACAAAGAAGAGGACGACGAGAAGCGCUUCACGGCGAACCAUUUCGUGCAGCGGUUCGUUCUGCCCCCAGGCAGCAAACCAGAGGAGGUAACGGCGGUGCUGAAGGAGAACGGGAAGCUGUCGAUUAGCGCGCCGAAGCACGAGCUGCCGCCGCCGCCGCCGGAGCGAGACGUCCCCAUCGAGGUGUUGGCCCCCGAGGUGAAGACGGAGAGAAUUGGGGCAGCCGAAACCUCGACUUCGAAGGAGGUGCUGCCUCUGCAGACGUCGUCGGCGUCGCCGCUGGACCUCGAGGCGACCACGCACCUCGGGAAGAUCAGGAAGAAGGAACUCAAGGAGACAGCGAAGACCGCGAAGGACAACGAAGUCACCAAAGGGGGGGACGGCAACGGGUUGGACUACGCGUUGAUAGAGGCGGAAGAG
Molecule: messenger RNA, 732 nt
Organism: Iphiclides podalirius (scarce swallowtail)
Lineage: Eukaryota; Metazoa; Arthropoda; Insecta; Lepidoptera; Papilionidae
Source: the annotation of a GenBank genome assembly